Temnothorax curvispinosus is the source of this 2561-nucleotide messenger RNA. It is a transcript of the gene Tmem214, whose product is annotated as transmembrane protein 214-A. The coding region runs from base 271 to 2328 and encodes 685 amino acids. Gene Ontology annotation, cellular component: endoplasmic reticulum; Golgi apparatus. The record is from RefSeq and is a predicted model, not a curated record. The transcript is spliced from 9 exons. Lineage: Eukaryota; Metazoa; Arthropoda; Insecta; Hymenoptera; Formicidae.
CUCGCCAACGAGACCGAUCGACGCGACGCACAUUGUGUGUACUCCAGUAACUCCAGUUGCGCCGUUCUCCAGCCAACUUCAGUGCCUUCCGAGCAGCUUGUUAUCUCUCUUUCUCUUUCUUUCUCUCUCGCGCGCUCUUUCUCUCUCUCUCUCUCUCUCUCUCUCUGUCACUUGGUGCGUGCGCGCGCGUUUGUGUGCGCGUGUGUGUGUGUGUGUGUGCGUUGCUCUGUCGUUGAUCGCGUUUACGUUUGCACCAGUUUUCGCCGCGAAAUGUCGUCCGGCAGCUGGGAGCUGGUCAGCAGGAAGAAGGACAGGAGCAACGACAAGUCGACCAAGCUGACGAAGGCCGAGAAGAAGAAGUUCAUCGAGAACGCGCCGAAGGUCGAGGACUUCUUGCCGUUAAGUCAAGUAAAGACCCUGUACGACAACCUGGAUGGAAACAAGGAGAAUAAGAAGCCUGCCAAGACGCAGGGAAAAGAGCAUAAGACAAAGGAGAAUGAGGAGAGGAAAAAGCAACAGCAGAAGCAGCAGCAGCAUGUUGAGAAGAAGAAACAAGAGCAACCACCAAAAGAGAAACCUCCAAAAACCAUUAAGGAUGCCCUGAACGCGAUUAAUCCGGAGGAGCUCGAUGAACUUCUGGCCACUGCGCAAGUAAGAUUUCCCGAGGCUCCCUUACUCUGGCUGAAGGAGCUCGAUGCCUUCCUCAACAUUAAAAUACCCAUCAUCAAGGAAGAUACGAUACUCUCAGGAAAAUACAAGGAUUACCCGUUAAGUUUAGUACCUAAGGCGAUCUCUUCCAUAUUGGAGCGAGCGGUGGAGAUGACCGGCCAGCAGACCAUACAAAUUUUUUACGAGAACACUCUCACGGCGAUGGCCACCGACAUGGUCAAGGGACUCCCCGUCGUCGGUCACAAGAUAUUUUUACAGCUGCUAGCGCAUUUAAAUCCCGAGAUGACCGCCGCCAACAUUCCCAAACUGAUCAACAUAAGGAACUCUUAUGAGAACAGAAAAAACGUUGGACUGUCCUUGUUGUGGGCUUGGUCGCAGGCCGGCCAGAAGAAUCUUGCGGUCGGCUUGAAGAUUUGGCACGAGGUAAUGUCACCGAUGCUGGAGACGAAGGGCUACGCCAACUACGUCGUGGAAAUCCUCAGCGAUCUCGUCUUCUGGCACGGCCAUGACAACGUCCACGAUCUCAGUCUGGAUCUGUACCUGAGCAUCAUCACGGAUAUCUAUUCUCAAAGGUUCCAAAACAUUGUAUCCACGAAUUUCGCCCUUGGAGCGAGUAUUGACAAGUUGAGAUCGAUACUGUUCAGGAACAAGGACAUAUGCUACACGAAAUUGUUUGAAAUGUUAAUGGGGAAAGUGUCGCAGAAAUCGGAUCCGAACUACAGGCACGAGUUGAUUGAGGCUCUCACGGACUGUCUUGUCACGGAACCUCUUUGCUUCACUAUUUGGAGUUCCAUUUACACCAAGCAUUUAUACCCGUCCAGUCUUCUUCUAUCAGAUAUUAGUUGUAAUUUUGAAGCUAGGUUAAAAACGCAGUUCAAAACUAAGCAUUUCAAAGAAACCCUCGCAACUAUCCAAAACAAUAGUGAAAAGUGGAAAAAGGCCAAAGACGAAAACCUGGCGCUCACAUGCAAGAAAACGUCUCAGGUACUACUGAAGAAAAUGACGUCCUCCAAAUCCAAACGCGGCUUUCCAUGGAGAUCUGCCAGUUUCUUUUUACUGCUGCUGAUCGGUGCGAUUGUAGCGUACGACACACAGAAACAUGGCUCUUUCGAGGCGUCCCAAGUUGGAAAGUUCUUGAAAACUAGCGGAAUAUUGACACAUGUAGAAAAGGCGUGGACUACUCUAAAGUUAUAUUGGUCUGCAGGACACAAAGCAAUUAAGGAUAGCUCGCCGGAAUAUUACAAAGCCGUUGUAGACUGGUGUACACCGUACAUUAAAUUAACUGGCGAUGUCUGCAUUGUAGUAAGAAAUAUUUCGAUUAAACAGUACAACAAUGUUGCGGCAUACGUCGAGAGGAAUGUACCUAUAGUUCGGGAUACGAUCGAGCAUUACGCCCCGGGGAUCUUGGAGCAAAUUAAAUCUCGAAGUAUUCAGGGAGUAGAGUUUGUGAAAGUUUCCUUCAUUAUGCUUGGAGAGAAAGUUGUUGAACAUUCCAACGCGUCGAUACAGUGGCUGGAGAAGAAUGUCUUUGUGGGCAAGCUCAGCCCGGAAAGUCUCCGCAAUUACGCCAUAUGGGCAUUCGAUACGACGCAGUCGUACGCCAUUCAAACGUACGACUGGGUGUACGAGAAAGUGCAGACCCUCUCCAAAGUGCCAUGAAUAAAAUCCAAUGGUUUUGUUGUAUGAAUAAUUAUUGCGUCGAUGAACGAAACCUUCGCCUCACCACGCGACACUCGGCAUUUAUUAUUUAUGACACGGAAGCGUUACAUACAUAUUUCCGAAGAUCACGAAUGCGUCGGCCAUUUUACCUGUGAUAUCUCGACGAGAAAAUCUAUAUCCUCUAUUUUGGUUGGCCCUGACGAGAAAAAUUUCGUGAUCUUAUAAAAAAAAAA